Messenger RNA from Psilocybe cubensis, 729 nucleotides. RefSeq lists its product as uncharacterized. The record is from RefSeq and is a predicted model, not a curated record. Lineage: Eukaryota; Fungi; Basidiomycota; Agaricomycetes; Agaricales; Agrocybaceae. Bases 1 to 729 code for a protein of 242 amino acids. The transcript has 4 exons.
AUGCCAGCAAGUUUUCAGACGCCAUGCAAAGACGAUUCAGGGAACCCGAAUUGUUCAAAUCUAUACAGGAGUACUAAAGCUCUUGAACAACAAGGACUUGGACUUAUCUCUUGGGACAUAGCAAUCGCAUGCUUAUCGUUAAGCGUCAAGUUUCAUCGAGAUUUCCUUAACCCAUUAGUGCCUGUUUACGCCCACGAAUAUGUCACACUGGCUCCGCACACACUGUCUUAUGAGGACUUGGAGGUGACCUUCGCACCUUCAUCGCUUGCCUCAGCUGUGACUAAUCCUGUUCAGGCUGCUCACCGCGAUAUACUAUCGGCGUUUGAUUAUAGACUAGGAAUCACACCCCAGUCAGUGUUGGAUGAGCUAUGGCUUGCACUCCCGUCACUCCGCUCGUUGCUAGACUUUCAAGAAGGUUGGAAACAAGCAACCAUUACUGCAUGGUCCUGUCUAUUUAACUUUCUAAGGGAACCUGACGUUCAACGCUUUCCUAUUUCGAUCCUAACUUCUGUAUCUCUGAUGGAUGGGAUCUUAAAGAGCCUUUCUGAUCAUUAUCGGUCCGAGUUCUGGUCAAGUGAUAUGUUUGUUGAUGACGGACUUGGCCAACCUUUGGACGAGGAGGCUUUCGACACCAUGGAUGUCUACGAAAAAUGCAAAAAUAGAGCAAGGGAAGAUGCCGAAGGCCCAACUGCUAGAAUGCCGUCUCUGGGUGUCUCACAUCAAAUCUGA